Coccinella septempunctata (seven-spotted ladybird) is the source of this 1291-nucleotide messenger RNA. RefSeq lists its product as uncharacterized. The record is from RefSeq and is a predicted model, not a curated record. Lineage: Eukaryota; Metazoa; Arthropoda; Insecta; Coleoptera; Coccinellidae. The coding region runs from base 407 to 1009 and encodes 200 amino acids. The transcript has 3 exons.
GAAACAACUCUCUUUACAACUAGUGACACUAAGUGGCGUACCCUUUACCGACCUGAAGAUGCUAUUGUGAUAGCGAAACACGUGUCGUGGUUUGAAAACUCAUUUUUGUGAAAAUCGAAUAACCUGUUAAGUUCGAUUAAGUAUCGGCCACAUCCAAUGUUUUUAUAUACGAUAUGGCUGCAUCAUGAGAUUUCUACGAAAAAAACAUUUUUUCCGUUCAAAAAAUUAGCAUAGCUGACGAGUAAAAACUUUCUAAAAACUCGAAAACAGCUGGAUCGAUCCUGACCAAAACCGAUAGGUUUCUUCACGAUUCAAAAAAAUUCUUCCAAUUGUAAAACACAAUAGAUUAAAAAAGGAAUAUAGUUAGCUUAAUUUUCAUGAAACUGUCACUCAUUGAGAAAGAAAAAUGUCAAAUAACCUCAGCCAGUAUGAGAAUGUCUUCCAUAUCUUGCAUCAAGAUCAUUCCUACUUUUUAGCUAGUUCGGAUGAACUAAUUCCAAAACGAAAAUUGGUGAACGAUUUCAGCAUUCCAAGAAUUUUUCACAACCGCGAUAAGAAGGUUGCCGCAUUAAGAAUAAAGAACUUCUUAUGUUCAAUAAGAGAUAGAAGAAUUUAUGAAAAAAUCAAAUCAACACUAUUCAAAUUUGCAAGUCAAAACCCAAUAUGGCUUCUCAGACGAUUAGACUAUGCAUAUUUCACAUUAUUUGAAAAAAACAAUUGUGCAUUAGUUUUCAGAUUGGCCGGCGAGUCAUUUCCUCCUUAUAUUGUUUACAAAAUAUUUAGUUGCCUUUAUGUAAUCAAUUCAUUCAAGUUUCCUAUCUUGCAACCAAAAUUGAGGAUAAAGGAAAGAAAACCAGGAAAAGCACCAAACACUAGCUAUUAUCAGAACAAAGAUGACAAAUGGAAAAUUUGCUAUGUAUAUAAAGAAGAGAAAAAACUGUUUAAAAAAUCAGAAUCAAGAAAGAAUACCAAUUCAAUCUCCUGGAUAUCAGAAAAGUAUGGGCCUUGAACAACAGAUCUAAAUAUUUAGCAAUAAGUUGGAUUUAACCUAAUGGUUCAUUUAUCUUUAUACCUCAAUUUUCCCAGAAAAAACUUUUAGUGUUGUAUUUAUAUUAUUAUUGUAAUAAACAUUUUUUCCAUUUUAACUUCGAAGUGAACCAGAAGAUCGGCAGAUUUAAUACACUAGCGUCAGAAGCACGGCGCCCCUGAGUUCAUGAAAACUCUUAAGAAAACACCAGAAAGCUUUUUUGUUUCUAGAUGUGAGCAUUCAACUAAAUACUAACUCCGAUUA